GGGAGUCAUACGGGUGUGCGUGGCCUCGCCACUAAUUUGCCACCGACCUACAAUAAGAACCCCCCCAUUUUCUUCAACUCCCAACAACAAUUCCACAACCAUAUCAUCAAUCCACAACCCUCACCCCACAAAAUGGCAGACCAAACUCCAACCGCCCCUGCCACUGCCAACGCAGGCACCCAAACGCAGACCCCGCAGCAACAAGCACAAGCUGCGAGCGACACAUCCUCCCGCCCAACCGGCGCCGGAGUCAACACCGGUGCCGGAACGACCAGGCCCAAGACCGAGGCCGAGAUCGAGGCGGACAAACGUUACGAGGAGGCUAUGGAGGACGAGUACGCCAAGCGUGAGGGCGGUGCCUGAAAGGUGUGCGCAUGUUACGGAGGAGGAGGGCUGAGGGGUUAAUCAAGCAUAGAAUCACAUCUUCUGUUUAUCAUGAGAACUGAUAAAUUCCACUCCACUUGGCAACCAUGGCCAUUAAACAA
Chaetomium fimeti is the source of this 485-nucleotide messenger RNA. RefSeq lists its product as uncharacterized. The record is from RefSeq and is a predicted model, not a curated record. The transcript has a single exon. NCBI's taxonomy places the organism in Eukaryota, Fungi, Ascomycota, Sordariomycetes, Sordariales, Chaetomiaceae. The coding region runs from base 133 to 363 and encodes 76 amino acids.